Molecule: messenger RNA, 1755 nt
Organism: Penicillium bovifimosum
Lineage: Eukaryota; Fungi; Ascomycota; Eurotiomycetes; Eurotiales; Aspergillaceae
Product: putative MFS transporter
Exons: 4
Coding region: 1-1755 (584 amino acids)
Biological process (GO): transmembrane transport
Cellular component (GO): fungal-type vacuole membrane
Molecular function (GO): transmembrane transporter activity
Source: RefSeq, a predicted model, not a curated record
AUGUCUUUGGUGCAGCACGUCUCUGCCAUUGACGGCAUUGAUCGUGAACCUGAGCCAGAUAUAGCUGAUGACUGUGAUUUUACCCCUAUCCGCCGAAAAAUCAGUUACGAUGUUCUCCAUCGUCCCACUGAGCCGAUCCCGGUCGCAGAGUUGCGGCCCGGAACACCAGCAUAUAAACAUUCCACUGCAAAACGAAUAACUCAGGUUGUCGUUACGGUUCUCGCGUGCUGGGCCGCCUCGGGGAUCGUGUUUGGAUUCGCCGCGCUCAAGCCCGUUCUGGUCGAGGAGGGCGUUUACCACGAGCGCUGCACGCCCUCUGAGAUAGACGAGGGGCUGGAGCUGUGCGAUCAGCAGGAUCUUAGCCUCAACCUAUUUUUCACUAUUGCAUCUAUCACGGCCAAUGUCUCCGCUCUGCCAGUUGGCACGAUCUUAGAUCGAUGCGGGUCCCGCGUCUGCUGGUUUAUUGCCUCCUUUCUGCUUGCUAUAGGCGCUGCCCUCAUGGCGGCUGCGUUCGAUAUCCCCAGCUUCGAUGGCUAUAUCCCCGCGAACUUCUUUCUCGCUUUAGGUGGUACAUUCUUGUUUGUUCCCUCGUUCCAGAUUGCGAAUGCAUUUCCCAGGUAUGCUGGAUCAAUCGUUGCGUUGGUCACUGGUGCUUUCGAUGCCUCUGCUGCUGUGUUCCUCUUCUACCGAUUGUUCUAUGAGGCGUCGGGCCGAUCUUUCACACCGCAAAGAUUCUUCCUGGGAUAUCUGGUUGUUCCCGCAUGUAUUCUCAUUGCACUGGUGACAGUGAUGCCAGUGCGGGAUUAUGUCUCGACCCUGCAAUUGGAAAACAGGAUAGAGAGGGCAGAAGAUGCCACACGUGAUGUCCAUGACUCCGACGAUGAAAUCGAGAGCACAUCAGAGCUGAAUCAGGUACGAAAGAAGCGAGCGGAGCGAAGACGAAAGAAGAUACGCCAAAUCGAUGCCAUCCUCGGCGAUAAAGAUGAGCGAGAGAUGCGUGCACACCGAGAGGAGGACCGCCAUCGGACGAGUUGGGUCUGGGGCGUAUUGCACGGUCUGCCGGCGCAUAAGCAGAUGGCGACGCCGUGGUUUAUCCUGAUUACUUUGAUGACAGUUCUGCAGAUGAUACGCAUGAAUUACUUCAUCGCGACGAUUCGAUCGCAGUAUGAAUUUAUGCUCGGAUCGAUCGAGCAGGCGGACAGAAUUGGCGCGUUUUUCGACGUCGCAUUGCCGGUCGGAGGUGUUGCUUUCACACCUGCAAUCGGGGUUCUUCUCGAUCGCCUCAGUGUGCCAGCGAUGCUGGGCUUGAUUGUGUUCUUCACCACAGUCAUCGGCGUGCUCAAUUCGAUCCCGGCGGUAUGGGCAGGAUACAGCACCGUUGUGCUCUUUGUCCUACUCCGACCCCUUUAUUAUUCUGCCAUGUCUGACUAUACAACCAAGGUCUUUGGGUUUGCCACCUUUGGACGUGUUUAUGGCGCUAUUAUCUGUCUCUCGGGGAUCGCGAACUUUUCCCAGUACGGUCUGGAUGCAUUGACCCAUAAUCGAUUUGACGGAAACCCAAUUCCCAUUAACGCGGCCUUGGCAAUUGCAGGUUUCAUUGUCGGGUUCGCACUCGUGACCUUCGUUCUCGUGGCCGUCAAACAACUGGGUGGCCAAAAACGGGCAGUUGAGGAAGAACGCGAGAGACUUCUCUUAGAGGAGGAGGAGGAAGAAGAAGAUGAAUACGAGGAGGAAAGUUACCGUGGGUCGGUUUAG